Parasteatoda tepidariorum (common house spider) is the source of this 1416-nucleotide messenger RNA. The record is from RefSeq and is a predicted model, not a curated record. Lineage: Eukaryota; Metazoa; Arthropoda; Arachnida; Araneae; Theridiidae.
AUGAGUGACAGACGAGUGUCACUCAAAUGUGCUAACACUAAGGCAUAUUAUGAAUUACCCGGACUGUCCAACAGUGAGUUCUCAUUGAUUUUACUGACCAAUGGGCAAGAGUUCGAUCAAAUACAAACACCUUUCAUUAAUAAGUUUCAACGGAUUGAAAAAAGAAAUUCAUCAGAAAUGAGAGAAUGUUACAUUUCUGAUCUCAGUGCAGAUCAAAAAUAUUUAGUGAAUUUAAUCUAUUCAGUUUUUAUGGCAAAUAAACCUGAACUGCAGGGAUUUAAACGAAAAGCUGGCCAUUAUCACAAAGAGCAGAUGUCAUUUGGGGAGCAUGCAAAUGCCAUCUUCAAAAAUUCUUUAGUAACAGGCUUUCCACAAAUAUCGAAAGCUUCUAAGAAGAGGAAAGUAUGGAAAAUGAGUGUGUUUCUGUUUUGUGUGAUUGGCUUUUUGUACCAAACAGGAAAUUUCUUGCUGCUUUAUUGGACAUACCCAUCAUAUUCAAAUACACAGGUCAACUAUCUUUUUGAUGUGAUUCUGCCUGCUGUCACAUUCUGCAGUCAAAAUGUGGCACAGCGACAAAUCUAUUGUGAAAAGAAUAACACCUAUUGUAAAAAUCCACCACCAAAUAAACCGAAAUUUAGUUGUCUUGAUCAUUAUCCGAAAUUCUGUGAAAGUGGCCGAAUGAAGUAUGAGAAAAUUCCUACAAAAAGAGAUCUCUUUAAUAUUCGGAACAGAACAUCUUGGAAAUUAGCAGACGAAGAAGCACCUGGUCAAGAAAUGAUUGAACUCUGUCAAACACGCUUUGAAAAAAACAAAGUGAAUUGUUCUAUUCGAAGGUUUCCCUUCGUAAAUCAAGAUAACAUCCCUACCUUUUGUUACACAGUUAAUUCUGAUUUGAAUGUACCUAAUGCAAUUGACAAAGUAUAUCCGAAUACUAUAAGUAUAUUUGUUAAACUCCGAACUUUUCCAGAACAAUACCUAUUUAGCUCUGAUCCGGUUGAGAUUCACGCCUCUGUUCAUGAUCGCAAACACCUCCAAAAUCCGUUUACUGAUGGUUUUAGACUUGAAGGAGGAAACUGGUUUACAGCCUUUGUUUCAAUAAAAGAAAUCAUCAGACUACCUCAUCCAUAUGAAACAAAUUGCACGGAUUAUAAAAAAUUAUGGAAAGAAAAUAACGGAACAGGUCCAAUAAAUCAAAUUGAUUGCUUUCACUUCUGCAAGAUAAACAGGCUAGUUUCUCAAAACAAGUGUAUUGACGAGUAUACUACUUACGCUCCAAAUCUUGAAAAACUUUGUCCGAGUGGUCACGAGAGUACAACAUCAAAAAUGAUUAAAGAUUGCAUGGAAGAGUGUCCAAAAGCUUGUAGUGAGCUACAAUACACCGCACACCUAGAAGGAGUUGAUGUUCAAAACAGAAAG